This is a messenger RNA of Sesamum indicum (sesame), 1248 nucleotides long. RefSeq lists its product as uncharacterized. Gene Ontology annotation, molecular function: translation initiation factor activity. Lineage: Eukaryota; Viridiplantae; Streptophyta; Magnoliopsida; Lamiales; Pedaliaceae. Gene Ontology annotation, cellular component: cytoplasm; eukaryotic translation initiation factor 3 complex. The record is from RefSeq and is a predicted model, not a curated record.
AAACGCAGCAUAACAAAUAGUUUAUAUUGUUCCAAAAAGAAUCAAGCAGGCAAUCGAUAACCCUAAUUAUUCGACCAGAUUCUCUGGGCUUUUCCUCUCACCUUCCCCUCCGUUCUGUCUCCCUCUAACGUCAGUAUUUUCUGUAUAUUGUAUUUUCGCUUUUCAUUCAAUUCGAGUGUUUUCUUUCAGCAAAUUCUUCUUUCGGGGGACCCGAUUUUCCCUGAAAGGGAGUUGUUGAAAUUUCAAGUAAUUUAACAAGUAUCUAGAAGCGAUGGAAGACUGGGAGGAUGAGCCUAUACCAGAUCUUAUGAAGAAGGAAACACUGAAGAGUAAAUGGGAUGAUGAAGAUGUGGAAGAUAAUGACGUGAAGGAUUCUUGGGAAGAUGAAGAUGAGCCUGCUCCGGCACCUAAAGCUGAGCCGCCUCCUCCUGAAAAAGCCUCUAAGAAAACUGCAGUAAAAUCGGCCGACAAGAAGGGUAAAGCCGUUGAAGCUGCAAAGGAGGCACCUUUAGAUCCUAUAGCAGAAAAACUUCGCCAGCAGAGGCUUGUCGAAGAAGCUGAUUAUAAGUCCACUGCAGAAUUGUUUGCAAAGAAGGGCGAUGAGAAGACUCUCGAUAAUUUCAUUCCCAAAACUGAAAAUGACUUCUUAGAAUAUGCGGAACUUGUUGCUAACAAGCUUCGUCCAUUUGAGAAAAGCUAUCAUUACAUCGGACUGCUGAAAGCUGUAAUGAGAUUGUCAUUGACUUCUUUGAAAGGUGCGGACGCCAAAGAAGUUGCCUCUUCUGUUACUGCAAUUGCAAAUGAAAAGAUAAAAGCGGAAAAAGAGGCUAAUGCUGGCAAGAAGAAGACAGGUGGAAAGAAGAAACAGCUGCAUGUUGGCAAGCAGGAAGAUGAUGUGAUUGCUGAUACGUUCGACGACUAUGAUGAUUAUGAUUUUAUGUGAGCGGGCUAAUUAUUUCCAGCUAGCCACCUGUUCUUAUAACAUUCCAAUACUAGAGUCUCUAGAAGAGUCGACGAACAUGAGGAGGAUUCUGCGGCCUGUUACUUCUCCCAAUUCGGAGAUGGAUCAUGUGUAGUAUUUAUUUUGGUUGAGAAAGAACAUUGAUAAUUUGUGUUGUGCUUGUGUCACCGUUGGAGAUUGGUAAUUUUCCUUUCUGGGCAUUACUUCUGGUAUUCAGUUGUCGUCCAAGGUUGGAUUUUUGAAUAUACAAGAAAGUUUUCCUUUUCUCUGAAGAAGCUUGGAAGGAA